Molecule: messenger RNA, 1688 nt
Organism: Caenorhabditis angaria
Lineage: Eukaryota; Metazoa; Nematoda; Chromadorea; Rhabditida; Rhabditidae
Source: the annotation of a GenBank genome assembly
AUGUCAUCAUUCUUGUCAGACCGAGGAAAGGGUCGAUUCAUGCGAAGAGUUUUGGCUAACGAACUUUGUGAGGAAUUGUCAAAAUGUCCGAUUUCGGAUAUCAUCGGAUGCUCGAUUAGCCGACAUUUGGUUGAGGAAUUGAUUUGGGUGGGAGCCGGACUUUUGCAUCAAGGAAUAUCAUUGGCAGAUAUUUUGAAUGGAUUUGAAGCAGCGCGAGAAUUGGCGAAAAACACAAGAGGGUGAGUUAACUUUUCUAACAAGGGUUCGCAAAGGUUUCCAGAGAUUUUCAAGCUUUUCAAAUUUUUUAUUUUCAGCUGUCAACGCAACUCAUAUUCCUAUAACCUUACGAAAAUUGUGGAACAUUUGGCUAUGGAAGUAUCCGGCUUUGAAGAGCCGGAAAAAAUUGUAAUUGGUGCAUACUCGAAAGCGCUUCAAAGAUUAGCCCCCGAUAUUCGCGAAAAAGCUCGAUUAGCUGAAGAAAAUUCUGAUUGUGAGAUUGAAUUGUCUGAAAUAAUAGAUGAAAUUAAAUUGGGUGAGUUUUGGGUUAUGAAACUUUUGAAUGAGAAAAUAAAGGGGGUUUUGUGUAAGCAUGAUUUUAAUGGUCCGAGAAAUAACUCCCAAGUCCAAAAAAUUCUACCAAUUUGGAUCAAGCUUGUUGAAAUUCCAAAAGAAUUACGCUGAAAAUCUUUCUGUUUUUCAAAAAAUCCCUUCAAACAGGUCCAAAAAUAAUUUAUACUGAUAUUUUUUCAGGCAAGCAAAAACCCGCGAAUGAUUUCGAGCUCACAGUCGAAACCAAAUCAAAACGGCUCAAUAUGAUUUUAUCAUUUCUGAGUGAAAAAUUGACGAUUGAAAUUGUGACUGCACGCCAUCUUGCUGCUGUUUCACCUGAAAUAAAAAAUAUUGUUUUGUGGAAUCGUAUGCACGAUCAGAUGAACAUGUUGUUUUGGAGCGAUUGGAAAACCUGUGAAUAUCGGAAAAAUCACCAAUAUUUGAAACGCCUCGAAUCAUUUUUUCGAGAAACUGGAGCCGUUUUAGGCGCUGAUAUUGAUCCGGAUUCUCAACAUACAAAAGGACUAAAAUCACUUCACAAAUACAUACAAGUGAUAAUCUACCGUGCAGACUGUAAUUACAGUAAUUCAAUAAUCAAGAAGUUGAGAUGCCACAAAACUCCAAAAGAUGAUGCGCCUGCCAAUUUGUGUGAUAGAUAUCAGGUGAGUCUGAAACAUUUUUAAGAACAAAAUUAGCUUUGAGGGGAAGUUAAGGGCUUUAGGGUGGCUUAAGGGAGCGCUAGAGAGCGUGGUAGUGCUUUAGGGAGCGUUUAAGGGCUUCAAUCAUUCCUAGAAUUCCUUUCUGAUGUGAGUACUGUAUCCAAAAUUUACAGUUGUUCAAAAACUACAGAAUUCCACAGUAUUUCUGGAUUUUAAUACUGUUCUUGGACAUUUUGGGAUAGAAUAAUUAUCAUAGAAAUCUCAAGCUAACAUGAGCAAUGCAUGUAGUUUCAUCAGAAAAGAAUGGAGCAUUAGAAACCAUGGAAGGUUCAGAAGCUUUCAAAAGCAUCCUGAACUCUUCAACAGCCUACUAAAGCCUAUUAAGCCUAAAUGUGAGCAAAGAACAUUUUUCAGACUGAAGACAAUGCCAAAUGCGACGCUCAAUCAAUUUUCAAACCACCCUCACCACCAAAACAUUAA